CUCGGCCAAGAGUUCGCAAAAACUUAUUCCAACGCCAAUAUUUGCUGAACACAACACGAGUGCGCGACCGUGCCGCGUAAGGCCGCUACGUAACGUCAAUUUAACGCAGUGGCUAUUGAUGAGUUGACUAAAUUUGAAAAAUUAAUUGUAGCAACAAUACAGUGGCCGUUAGGCAUUGCAAUUUUUCGUUUAUAGGAAUUCCAAAAUAAACAAGGAAAAAUAAAUUUUUGUUUUUUUUUUUCAUCGAGCAGUUUAUGAUAAAAACCGUCGCGUAGCGAGUUCAGUCAAAAAUACGCACAGGAUCGCGUCCUUACAUACAGAACGCGCUUAUAAUAAAUCAGCAAGUUCGUCGCUAAAGUCUUUUAUUUUGUACGCCGCGUCUACCUAAAUCGAGUGCGCGCAACAGCUAACUGAUUCCACUCAACUUAUUUUGUGCGCAAAUCAAAUCAGUAACACGAGCGCUUGUUGUCAGGCGGCGCAUAGCAACCGAUUGUCAAAAAAUCCACAAAUAAAUAAAAUGUGCGCUGCGCAACAAUGUUUGGUCCUUGCGACCGUCAUCAGCAACUGUCUGUUGCUCAUCUCGGCGGCCAGCAGCAAUUUUCCCGCUGACAUACCGCGCUGCCGCGCAGGCGACACAGACUGCAUAACGCGCACAUCGGCGAGUUUGGUGCAUCAGUAUGCGCGCACCGGCUACCCAUCGGCGGGCUUUCCAAUCAUUGAACCCUUCAUUGUGAAGCGCUUCGACAUUUCGGAUGGCCGCACCGGCUCGCUGAAUUUGAAAUUGAAUUUCCGUGAUGUGCAUGUUGAGGGAUUGUCCGCCGUCAAGUUUGAUCGUUCUGUUGGUUUCGAACGCGAUCCUGCCACAAGCAAAUUUGAAAUGUACGGUUCAUUUCCAAAAAUCGCGCUACGGGGUAAAUAUGUCGCCGACGGACGCAUACUGAUUUUGCCCAUCAAAGGUGAUGGUGACGCCGAUAUUGUGCUACACAACCCCAAAUUCUCCGUAAAAUUCAAGCCAGCACUUCAUCCCAGGGAUGGCAAGACAUACCUUAGCGUGGACAAACUGAAAGUGUUGGUGGAACCAGAGAGAAUGAGUAUCAAGCUGACAAAUCUGUUUAACGGUGAUCCAGCACUCGGUAGCAAUCUGAAUGAGUUUUUGAAUCAAAACUGGAAUGAGGUUUGGACUGAACUGCAACCCUCCGUACACGUGGCCAUUGCUGAGGUGGUGAAGAGUAUAUUGCAGACACUCUUCAAGCGUUUCGCCUACGAUGAUUUAUAUGAGGACUAAAUGAGCACUUAAAGUUAGCAUAUUGACUAUAUAUAUAUGUAUGCAUAAGUAAGUGGGUCUGAAGGAAACCUAAUGCUGUAUUUCACUUUCGGUUUUAUUAUUAAAUGGGUAUUUUAAUUUAUUUACAUAUUAAGUGGUUGUCGAAUUUGAACGUUUUAUAUGUAUGUGGUGUAAUAGAAGAGAGCAACAAUUUUAUCGUGAUAGAAUUGGCUUACGAAAAAUUUUGUUUGUGUGUUGUUCUAUUUGUUAUGAAUUCCUAAUCUUAAAAUAACUUUAAACAAUAUAUCGUGUGAUUUUGGCUUAAAAUUUUAUAAAUUUUUUUAAAACUUUAUACCAACUAUAAAUUCAUAAGUUAAUAAAUAAUUGGAUGAAAACAAAAUUGACAUUUGUUGUUAGCUACUAAUAAUAUAUAUAUGCCUAUAUAUGUCAGCAAGGAUUAUUAGUAAGGACAACCGGAUGUCAUAAUAAACUAUAUAAAUGAAAUCA
Bactrocera tryoni is the source of this 1771-nucleotide messenger RNA. Its product is annotated as protein takeout-like. The coding region runs from base 518 to 1285 and encodes 255 amino acids. NCBI's taxonomy places the organism in Eukaryota, Metazoa, Arthropoda, Insecta, Diptera, Tephritidae. The record is from RefSeq and is a predicted model, not a curated record. The transcript has 4 exons.